Molecule: messenger RNA, 2097 nt
Organism: Peronospora matthiolae
Lineage: Eukaryota; Oomycota; Peronosporomycetes; Peronosporales; Peronosporaceae
Source: the annotation of a GenBank genome assembly
AUGGAAACUCCAGCCAAGGAACACAAGCGCCAGACGCUGCUGCACUCACUGGCCGCCCUGGCCCGACGUCGGAUGGGGAGCAAUAGCAGCAACAGCACCAAUAGCAGCAGAAAUAGCAGCAGCGCCAGUGCCCGAUCUCCAGUUGCAACGACUGGCGGUUUCGACGCCGACUUGCUCGGCUCUUCUGCUGCCGUGUCGUCGUCGCCGCUGCCGUGUUCGGCUCAGCAUGACGAGACUGGAACACGAAAGGAGCAGUCGAGUGGACCGUAUGUCCUGCCUUCGGCUCGUCGCCUCCGCAUGGCACCGUUGCGUCUAUUGGCUAUGACGAGAAGUAUCUUGCAGGCGUCUCUGCGUGUUAUGGACCCGUCGGCGGCUGAGAGUGGACUUGUUGUGCCUCCCGAGACAGGAGCUGUCGAGACUGAGGCUGUCACCGUUACUGUUGAAGACGACGACGAUGCGUUCAGUCAAGACGGCGCGAGUAACGCGCUGGAACGGCCACGCGACAGCAGUCGUGCUCUACCAGGAUGUGCGACAACCCUUUCCGAAACGUCAAGAGACUGUACGAACGACGGGUCCAUUAUGUACGCGGUCGCUCUGCUCCGUAAACUGCAGCAGCACGCCGGUGCCAACGAACGCGGCGAGGCUGAGGUCCAGCGCAAAGAGCUCGAUCAGAUUCUGCAUGGCUUCAUCCGUGCCCUGGAAACCAUGACCUUGACGUGGGGCAAGCGGAGCGUCAAGAACACAGUGCAAACGCUCUUUGAUGCCCACGCGCACGUGUUUGACGACAGCAUGCAGAACUUCUUCAUCCAACACUUUCUGCACGAACCCGAGGGCGUCAAGACAUUCCGCACGGCACUGCAUCGAACGAGCAUGCUUCGCCGCUGUCUGGUGGCCAUGUAUCAGACUGAGUGUGGCGACAGUGCAAAACGCAGCAAGAACUUGGGCGACGACAACGGAAUCGCUGCCCGCUGCUGGAGCAAUGUGCUGGCACAGAUCACAAAGCCGGAGAAUCACGCAUGUCGUCUGUUUUCGAUUGAAGAGUGCCCGGAGCUCACAAAUCCAUCCGCUGUCCGUGCUGUGGAGCAUGCGAUUGCCAAGAUUGACUCCUGGGACUUUGACGUCUUUGCGAUCACGGUGGCUGUUCCAGGCCAGGCAUUGUGCAUCGUCGGUAAUGCAUUACUAGAGAAAUACGAUUUCUGCCGUCAUUUUAAGACCUCGAAAGCGCGCGUGACAUCAUUCUUGCAGCAUGUGCAGCGCAGAUAUUACGGCCACCCGUAUCACAACGCCGAGCAUGCCGCAGACGUCGCCCAAACGCUGCACCAUUUUCUGACCGUAGGAAACUUGGGCAGCUUGUUGACUGAACGCACCAAGUGUACGGCACUUCUAGCAGCCAUUAUACACGACGUCGGUCACACAAGCUACAGCAACAAUUUUCAUAUCGCCAUCAAUGAUGACGUGGCUGCCCGAUACGUGUACAGCUCUCCACUUGAGCACAUGCACUGUGCAUUGGCCUUCCAAUUGAUGAAGGACCCCCGAUGCAACAUUCUCCAAGGUCUUACGAAGACCGAGCAGCGAGAGACUCGCAGUGUGAUCACCGACAUGGUAUUGGCGACCGACAACAGCGUGCACUCUGCGUGCCUGGGCAAGCUGGACAACCUCGUAAAAAGGUCAACAAGAAAAGGCUGGAAUUACGCAGAUCCGAAUGAUGAGCGACUGGUGCUGCAAAUGGCGCUGCACACUGCAGACGUGUCGAACCCGACCAAGCCGUUGCACAUUUACCUCGUCUGGGCUGAUCGCAUCAAACAGGAAUUCUACCAGCAAGGCGACAAGGAGCGUGAACUGUUGCUACCCGUGAGCAGCGGCUACGAUCGCAAGCAGCCGAUUCCACUGGAGAAGAUGCAAGCAGGAUUUAUCAUUGGCAUUGUUCGACCGCUCAUUCUCUCGCUGAGUCUGCUGCCAAGUGCACGAUUGGAUCACUGUAUGGAGCAGUUGGACGCCAAUUUGGGCCAUUGGCAGCGUCAGAUCUGCGAGACUCAGUCGUCCUUAAAGGUUACAGAUGCUUGGGAUGAUGAAGCUGACGCACGUGGUGCCAAUUAG